Molecule: messenger RNA, 673 nt
Organism: Aedes albopictus (Asian tiger mosquito)
Lineage: Eukaryota; Metazoa; Arthropoda; Insecta; Diptera; Culicidae
Gene: mRpL51
Product: large ribosomal subunit protein mL51
Exons: 2
Coding region: 97-588 (163 amino acids)
Biological process (GO): translation
Cellular component (GO): mitochondrial large ribosomal subunit
Molecular function (GO): structural constituent of ribosome
Source: RefSeq, a predicted model, not a curated record
CGGCUCUCGUGUGUUGUUACAGCAUCAAUGUUAUUAUCGUUGUGGGCAACAAAAAAUUUGGAUUUUUAACAUUAUAAUAUUAGUAAUUUCGUCAAAAUGAGCUGGGUGGGAGGCAUCGUAACCAGGGCUUUGAACGCCGUGUGGCAGCCACAGGUCACGUCCGUCCGUUUCCGGUAUCACGCCGAUAAAGUUGCUCGAGGGCCUCUGGUGCGCCGGUAUGGCUACAAGGAAAAGAUCCUGCAAGGCGGCAUGCUACCCCAUCUGGAUAAUGGUCAAAAGUUACCGAUGCCGGAUUACAGACCAAAGAACGCGUGGUGCGAAAAGCGGGCCCUCUUCGGCCAGAAUGACUACAUCGACAUUUUAGGUAACGAUCGGCUGCAUCCGACCAGGGUCCUCUACUCGGUCCCAUCUUGGCUACGAGGCGUUUCGGGUAAUGAGUAUCAGGUUCUACUGAGGAAGCGCAAAAUGUUAAGCCGAACGAUCUACCCGGUUGCACGGCCCACCAAAUGGAGGGACAUGGAAAAGCGAAUUUCCUAUCUGUACCGGUUCCUGAACAGAAAGACCAAAACCGGACCAUCCAAUAUUUAAUGAGCGAAGCAAAAGUAAUAAUUUGAUGUAUUCAAUAGAGGCGCAAUAAAAAUAUAGAAUUAAAAUCUGCAAGAUUCAUUUAUAA